Messenger RNA from Amblyraja radiata (thorny skate), 3618 nucleotides. It is a transcript of the gene plekhn1, whose product is annotated as pleckstrin homology domain containing, family N member 1. Gene Ontology annotation, biological process: 3'-UTR-mediated mRNA destabilization; positive regulation of apoptotic process; response to hypoxia. The record is from RefSeq and is a predicted model, not a curated record. Gene Ontology annotation, cellular component: mitochondrial membrane; cytoskeleton. The transcript is spliced from 18 exons. Lineage: Eukaryota; Metazoa; Chordata; Chondrichthyes; Rajiformes; Rajidae. Gene Ontology annotation, molecular function: phosphatidylserine binding; cardiolipin binding; phosphatidic acid binding. The coding region runs from base 185 to 2734 and encodes 849 amino acids.
CCAUCCCCCAUCAGGUUUGUCGACAAUGCCACACCCACUGGAAUCAUUACCUUAUAAGCGGAAAUUGGGAAUGUGUUAAUGCACCGUGUAGUCAGACGACCUUGAGUCUGCUAUCGGGUUGUGAUCGUCUCGGGGGAACUUGGAGUUUCCUCAGCGGGCGACAGAGGACAGAGCCGCAGUACGAAUGGGCAACGCCAACUCCUGCAUCCCCAGGAGGUUGAAGCGGUCGAAGAAGAGGAGAAAGCGAUUGAGAGAGAAUCGCGAACAAGUACAGGAACAGAUUUAUAGCAAGUUGCCAAACGGGUUGGAGACCGAUCAGAAUCAUGACUACUUCAGCUUGCAAGCAGAAACAUGUUCGCUUCAGGCAACAGAGCAAAAUGAUCAAUGUGAAACAGAGAGAACCCUACUCUCCAGUUCCAUCAAGGAAUGGGAUCAAAGUGGGAUGAAGCAGGAAGAUUUGGGGAAAAUGAUCCAUUGCUCCAAGGUCAAGAUCAGUCGCCACUCCUGCAAGGAUAUCUAUGACAGACGUUUGGUGCUCUUCCCAAACCACCUGCUUAUUCUCUCCGAAGACUUCCAUGGUUUCACUUAUCAGGGGAUGCUGCCUUUAGCGGGGAUCUCGGUGCACGCUGUGGACAGAUCGGGCGACACUUUAGGCCAGCGCCACGCAUUUCAAAUAACAGGCCCAUUGCUACACCCUUUUACUGUUUACUGCUCAACUAAAGAGGAAGUGAAGGAAUGGCUUUAUUACCUUGGAAGGCAGAGGCAUGAGAGCAGAAAGAUACCAGGAACAUCUCGGGUACCCACGUCGAGGAAUACUAAUAGCAACUCCCUGCGACUACGCCGUCAAAACGUGGACUGGAAGACUGUGGUGCUGAGCCAGUCGAUUCACGGAGGCGAGAGGACGCGCAUCGGCUCCCUGGGUGAGAUCAUCUGGAUAUCAGAAGCAUCGCUGCAGCAUUUACCUUCUCAGGAGAAACACGAUCGUCUCUUGGUCCUCUUCCCCGCAACGCUCCUCAUCCUGUCGCAGGAAGACCGUGCCCUUUAUUACAAGGGGGAGCUUUCUCUCAACGCUGUAACAAUAUCUGAACACGAAGCAUCAGAGAAUAAUUCAAGGACAUUGAUUAUCGAAGGUAGAAUGAUCAACCAGAUCGUGGUGACCUGCCCAAGUGGGACAGUGCAUCGGAGCCUCAUUCACCAGCUCCACUCCGCGGGGGUCACCGUCCACCAAUCCUCACCAUUCACUACGGGAGGGGGUGGUAAACGCUCGGUGCGAUGUAAAGACCAGUUUGCAGACAAGAGUAAUCCUUUGCUGGGAUCACAAGCAGUCGACAUCAGCCCGGGACAAGUGUACGGAGUCUUCACCUUUCCCAAAAAGCCGAUUGAAAUGAUCUCUGUCUCGGAGGAUCUCCCCGCGCUGGUUGCCGAGACGGAGCGGUGCCUCUCCCCUGACUAUUCCGAGCCCUACACUCCCCCGCCAUCACGACUCUCUGCACCGCCCGCCCAUUCGAUGCUCCCGCCCUUUGCAGACAAGCACAAGUCUUCACCUCUGCCGGCAUGGGGAGCCUCUAUGGUGCCAGCGGGCCGCAAGCUGCAUGCUUUGUCCCAGCCUCCACCCUUGCCCAGCGCUGCAUCGGACAAGCUGCUCGUGACGGGAAACCGCCGUUCCUUUGGCUACGCAGAACCAUUUGCCGCUCCGACGACAGAGGCGGCCGUUCCCGUGGACACGUUUACCCGCCCACACUCUAUCGACACCAGGGAUCCUUUAAUGAAUUGGGAACAAAAUACCAAUAGGACGUCGGGGUCCGAUAUCUCCCGGCCAUCUCGUGUCUCGUCACAACUCGGCAACACCACGGCUAACCAUGGUUUACCUGACGGUGAAUGUUUAAGCAACCCCCUGUCUCCAACCUACGCCGAGCCCUACAUGCCAUUUAAGCUACAACCAGCCCCACCAGCAAAACCCCUCUGGCUUCGAGAGCCUGUGAUCCGACACAGUUCUUCAUGCUUACCGGCCUGGGGGUGCGAUCAGGACCUGCCUCUGCGGAAGACCCUGGCUUUGUCACAGCUGCCCAGUUCCUCCAGCUGUGCUUUGAGGAGGGACCACUACUCGCUGAGAGCUGGCCAGCAGGCUGCCCCUUUACCACCAGUGUACGCCAAGCCCUUCGCAGCACGACUCUCCGCUGCGGCUACCUUCAAACAAGGUGAUUUAUCGAGUACGGACCAUUGGAGCAACAGGCGACCAUCAGCAGAGUCUAGACCAUCUCUGCCAUCGGGUUCUGGAUCAGAAAGCAGCUCCUGUGCACACGUGAAUGGGGAGCCCUCCUGUGAUCCCCUAUCUCCUAUGUAUGCUGAACCCUACCAUUCUUUCCAGUAUCAGUCAGUGCCUCUCCCGGACCACUUCUGGAUGAGGGAUGAAGUAUCCAGGGAAGGAAGUUCUGAGUUUCCUGUCCAUUGCUCCAAAGAUGACACCUCUGAAUAUUUUGCAAUUAUGGAAGUUUUAGAUAGCUACAGAGAAGAGAAGUCGUCUAACAGAUACAGUGACGACACCAGGUUCUCCUUCACCUCGUCUGAACCCACCUACGCAGAGCUCGAGAGCCCACAGACCGAUGGCGAUGACAGAUUCUGGGACUUCAAGCAGCAAAUAAUGCCCUGUCUCUCUCCCGCCACCCUCAGGAAGCUACACCAGCGGGGGGUGGCCGAGUCGAGGCAGCAAGGAAUGCUGCACAGAUGGUCGUGAAUGCCUUCCCGGAAACUGGAUCUGGCCAUAACCUUCGGAACCUACACUGCCCAGUCCUGGAGUAAUGUGAAGCUGCAACACUUGACCAAACCUGUGGUCACUCACCUAUGUUUAUUUCCACGUGUUUUCCCCAAGAGGUCCUUGAUGUGUCACUGGAAUACACGGAACGCUGAACACAGCACAGGAACAGGCCCUUCGGCCCGCGAUGUCCAUGCAAGCACGAUGCCGAGUUAAACGAAUCUCCCCUGCCUGCACAUGAUCCAUAUCCCACCAUUCCCUGCAUAUCCCUGUGCCUAUCUAAACGCUUCUUAAACAUCACUAUUGUGUCUGCUUCCAACCUAAGAACCAUUGUCAAUGCAGCACAGGAAAAGGCCCUAUGGCCUGACUUGCCCAUGCUGACCUAGCUACCCCAUCUACGCUAGUCCCACCUGAGCCAGAUCCCUCAAAAGCUUUCCUGUCUAUGUACCUGCCCAAAUAUCUUUUGACCUCCCCUGAGAGUGUGUUCCAGUCUUAGUGUAUAAACAGAAACUUGCCACCGACAUCUACUUUAAACAUUGCCUCUGUCACUGUACAGCUAAGCCCAUUGAGUCUUUGAUAUUUCUAACCUGAGGAACAACGGUUUUGUCCGUCUGCCCUGUCUGUGAUUCAAAGGCGUUGCGGGUCGCGACAACUUUCUUGUUUAUUGUUUCCUCGGUUCAUGUUUUAUUUGCUUCUAUCAGGUGUCCCCUCAACCUCCGGCAUUCCUGAGAAGGCACUUCCUGACGCAGAGUGUAAUACUGACCUAGACAUCUGCCUGCCAUAAAGUAGCUGAGGAUAGAGUUCCCUACACCUCUAGUCUGGUGAUUUUUUUUUUUUUUUAGUUGAGUUUAGUUUAUUAUCAAGGU